GUUCACCUCACCUCUACCAGCUCCAUUAAAGACGAGGUAAGUAAUGCCGGUACUACCAGCUCCAGUGGUAGCUCUACUACCAGCUCAAGUGAAGACGAAGUUGACCAGGAUGACUUUAAUUCCAGACUUCGGGUUGUCCAGGUCCUUCGACCAAACAUUAAAUUCCUGUGGGGCAUAGGAGUGCUUGAACAGUCACUGAAACAUCUCAAUUCGACGGUUGAUCAGUUCGGGUCUGCUGUGGACCGCGCCAGUGCUGCGUCACAGCUGCGUGAGAUUCUUCCCCCAAAUUUCCAAUACAUAGAAGACAUUGGGGUAGCGCAGGAGCCUCAAGAACACGCGGCUCCCUGCGCUUCACUUGAAUUCACAUCUGGACUUGACAAACAGGAAGAGCCCAUUUUGCGUGCAGAGAACUACAGUCCUGUCGGUACCUUGCAACAUCAUCAGGUAGGUUUGGAAAAGGACGGGGCUUCUUCGACUUCUGGCCGCACCAGGAGCACUACACAGAAGGUGGAUGCUGCGGAGGAGGACAACCUACCAUUAAAGCUUAGUUUUGGUAGAGUGCUUUCUUCCAUCGAUAAAUUCACACGUGGACUUGACAAACAGGAAGAGCCCGUUUUGUGUCCAGAGAAUUCCACUCCUAUCGGUACCUCGCAACAUCUUCAAGUAGGUUUGGAAGAGGACGGGGUUUCUUUGACUUCCGGCCGUGCCGUGAGCAUUUCACAGAAGGCGGAUUCUGCGAAGGAGGAAGACCCACCAUUAAAGCUUAAUUUUGGUACAGUGCUUCCUUCCAGCUUUAAAUUCACUUGUGGGCUUGACAAACAGGAAGAGCCCAUUUUGUGUCCAAAGAACUCCACACCUAUCGGUACCUCGCAACAUCAUCAAGAAGGUUUGGAAGAGGACGGGGUUUCUUUGACUUCCGGCCGUGCUAGGAGCACUACACAGAAGGUGGAUUCUGCGAAGGAGGACAACCCACCAUCAAAGCUUAGUUUUGGUACAGUGCUUCCUCCCAGCUUUAAAUUCACAUCUGAACUUGACAAACCAAAAGAGCCCAUUUUGCGUCCAGAGAACUCCACACCUAUCGGUACCUCGCAACAUCAUCAAGUAGGUAUGGAAGAGGACCGGGCUUCUUUGACUUCUGGCCCUGUGAAGAGCACUACACAGAAGGUGGAUUCUGCGAAGGAGGACGACCAACCAUUAAAGCUUAGUUUCGGUACAGUGCUUCCUUCCAACUUUAAAUUCACAUCUGAACUUGACAAACCCGAAGAGCCCAUUUUGCGUCCAGAGGACUCCAGUCCUAUCAGUGCCUCGCCACAACCUCUGGCAGGUUGGAGAAAUUUAGUAGCUUUUUGGGCUGCCGGCCGCGCCAGGAGAACUACAGAGAAGGUGGAUGAUGCGAAGGAGGACGACCCACCAUCAAAGCCUAGUGAUCAGGUAGAUCUGAAAGAGGACGUGGCUCAUGCGACAUCUGUGACUGGCAUAAACGGAAAGAGGACAAUGGACAGUGAUGUUGAAGAGCAGCCCCCAGCCAAGAGGAGUAAGGACACUCUUGCUGAAGAGGAGCUCCCCAAAAAGUGGACCAGGGAUAGUGAUGAUGCUAAACAGGAGCCCUCUGCCAAGAGGAUCAGGAAGAUUGAAGCCGAUGAUGAGCCCCCCUCCAAGAGGACCAGGGACACUGUUGCUGAAGUGAAACUCCCAGGCAAAAGGACCAGGAAUAGUGAUGAUGCUAAACAGGAGCCCUCUGCCAAGAGGAUCAGGGAGAAUCAAGCUGAACAUGUGCUUCCCUCCAAGAGGACCAGGGACAGUGUUGCUGAAGAGGAGCCCCCGGCCAAGAGGACUAGAGACACUGUUGCUGAAGAGGAACUCCCAGCCAAGACAACCAAGUAUAGUGAUGAUCCCAGUUGGGACGACGUCCUUCAAAGAAUUGGCAGAAGGAUGGCAUGGAGAUAUGGUGAAGAAUGGGAGAACGAGCCCAUUCCGUCAACCCCUCUGUUCAUUCCCUACCAAAAGACAGACCACGAAGAUCCCAUUCUGUUAUCCCCUAUCCACAGUCCCUCACCAAGGACGUCGUGUGAGGAUCCUGGUCUGUCAUCCCCUGUCCUCAGUCCCUCUUAUAGAAUGGCAUGUAAACUUCCUGUUUUGUUAUCCCCUAUCCACAGUCCCUCACCAAGGACAUCGUGUGGGGAUCCUGGUCUGUCAUCCCCCAUCCUCAGUCCCUCUUGUAAAAUGCCGCGUAAACGUCCUGUUUCGUCAUCCCCUGUCCUCAGUCCCUUACGAGGGACGAUGCAUGAGGAUCCUUUUCUCUCAUCCCCUGACGUCAGUCCCUCACCAUCGACUUGUUGUGAAGAUCCUGUUUUGUCACCCCGUGUUUUCAGUCCCCCACCGAGGAUGCCAUGUGAGGAUCUCAUUCUGUCACCCCGCGUUUUCAGUCCUUCACCAUCAACACACUGUGAAAAUCCAACUUUGUCAUCCCCUGACUUCCGUUUCUGGAAGGAGACUGAAAAGGACAUAGAAGAGGAACAAACACCUUCAACAUCUGGUGGAACUACAGCAAAAGAGAGUUCCAGACACGUGUGGUUCAGACCUCGCUACGUUUUGUCAAGUGACUCUGAUUAGAUUGGGAUCCUUAAAAACUGAAGACCUAAUUGGGAUAUCACAUUAGAACAUCAGCAGGAUGUGGAAUCCUUAGGUAGCGCCUUGCACUGGAGUUUUCUUCAUCUUUGUGAUUUCUUCUCAACUGUCCCAUGUUUCAGGGUGAAUUAGCGGUUCUUCCCCACGCGGUGUUCUCUGAUAUAGUAAAUUGUUCUAUUCUGUUCCUCCACUAAUCCACUCUCCAAGUUUUUAACCUUUCAGGUUUUAGCUGCUCAUCGCUGGAUCCUUUUGUCGUCGUCCAUGUGGUUCUUGUCCUUCUGGAUCCCUUGUUUUUCACACUGCUUGUUGGAUCUCCUCCACCUGUAAACCUCCACCUUCAACACCACCAGUCAGAUAGAGGAAGAUAAGAGAACCCAGUUGACAAAAAAAUUGACCAACAAUUAAAGCAGAAGACCUGAUCCACCUGCUGAUCUACUGGUUGUAACAGAUUGUGGGAAAGCAUCACUGGACCAAUCAGGAGAGAGAAGACAGAGAGAACUGAGGACUAAAACGAAAAUAUUAUUCCUGUCCAACACUGAGCCUCCUUCAUCGCUAUAAAACCUCCUCACCUCCAUCACUGUCAGGGACAUAAACAUCCUGCAGCGACUGGCUGAGGUGGAUGCAGACACUCUGAAGGAACUACAGUGACUCUGCCCUGCCGUUACCACUACACCCCUCAGGUCACACUGUGAGGCGCGUUAUGUGAUCACCACACCGACCCCAACCAGAUCAGCCCAUCUUGACGCGGACACACGCGCUACACCGGAGGAAGCGAUUCGAGCCGUUGGGCUCAGAUUCAGGGUGUGAAGGUGGGCGAUGCGGGCCAGCAUCACUUCAGAUUUGAGACAGACCGACCGCUGGGGAGAUGGACCUCACCUGACACCAUUACUCUGGAUGUAACAGCUCGACUCUCCUGUCAAUGACAACAUCAGUGACUCAAGAAGCAGACAGCAAGGUUUCUGGUGCCUGGCUGGAGACGAGAUUCUGAUUAUUCAAGAGCCAAAACAAAAUGUCACAAUAAACCGUUAGAAGGCAGAUUUGUUUUCUGUUUGUUAUUGUUUUCAUUAUUAAUGGUCCACGACACAAAAUUCAUCAGUGCUGUAACUCUUGAGUUUAAUAAAAUGUUCUUCUUUCAA
Messenger RNA from Gambusia affinis (western mosquitofish), 3764 nucleotides. RefSeq names its product pollen-specific leucine-rich repeat extensin-like protein 2. The record is from RefSeq and is a predicted model, not a curated record. The transcript has 9 exons. Lineage: Eukaryota; Metazoa; Chordata; Actinopteri; Cyprinodontiformes; Poeciliidae. Bases 1108 to 2613 code for a protein of 501 amino acids.